UUCUCUCCUCCUCCUCCUUCUUUCUCUCUUCUUCCUGUCCCGCAUGCCACUAUCCAUGGAGAUGGAGAUGGAGAUGCACAUUGCUCCUCUCUUUGCAUAUCAUUUGAAUUUCCUGCUGCACAAUGCUUUUGUCCUCAUCUGCUUCCACCAUCAUCCAUGGCGAUCUGUUACGAAGCCCCCCCUUCAAUUUUUCCUUCUAGAGGAAUUCUAUCUAUCCCAUCUCCAUCGGGAUGUUGUAUGCCUCCAGAUUUUAAGGAUCGCCAUUAAGCCAGGGAAGAGUCCUGGGGAAGAAGUCUCACGACAAGAUCCCUAAUUUCGUGUGAUGGAAAGAGAUUUGAGUGAUCGGAGCCGUUACCGAACCAGAAAUGCAGCCUUGGAGUUGACAUGCAAUCCUCUUAUAUUGUUUUUGUGCCUUACUGUCUGCAGAUUUCCUGCUAAUGUUUUAGAUGAUCCCCAAACCAGGACGGGAGCUACUUGCGCGGUCCGAUAUACAACAAUCUGUUUCUCGAGGCUAACCUAUGGGAGAUGAGGACCCUACGGCUACGUAUACGGUUGACGAAGCUCUUGUUGCCAUGGGAUUUGGCAAGUUUCAAGUGCUUGUCCUUGCUUAUGCUGGCAUGGGUUGGAUUUCAGAAGCAAUGGAAGUGAUGCUCCUUUCCUUCGUUGGCCCUGCCGUUCAGUCUCUCUGGGGUCUUUCUGCACGUGAAGAGAGCCUAAUAACCAGUGUAGUUUUCGCUGGCAUGCUCAUCGGAGCAUACUCAUGGGGCAUAGUCUCAGACAAGCAUGGCAGGCGGAAAGGUUUCUUAAUUACAGCUGUGGUUACUUCUGGAGCUGGUUUCCUGAGUGCCUUCGCCCCAAAUUAUCUUUCAUUACUUGUGCUCCGUUUUUUAGUUGGUGUUGGUUUGGGAGGUGGUCCUGUCCUCUCAUCCUGGUUCUUAGAGUUCAUCCCUGCUCCAAAUAGAGGUACCUGGAUGGUUAUUUUCUCUGCCUUCUGGACAGUAGGAACAAUUUUUGAAGCUUCGGUUGCAUGGUUUGUGAUGCCAAGAUUAGGUUGGAGGUGGUUGCUUGCUUUGUCGUCUCUGCCUUCAUCAGUUCUCCUUUUAUUUUAUGUUGCGGCACCUGAGUCUCCCAGGUACUUAUGCAUGAAAGGAAGGAUAGCUGAUGCUCACGGUAUUUUGAAGGAAAUAGCUAGACUAAACAAGACUGAACUGCCCGCUGGAGUUCUUGUGGCUGAUUAUAAUGUUCAACUUCAAGAGAAGAGCAUUCCGUCAGAGGAUACCCAAUUGCUCACCCCGAGGAGAAAGCAAGAUAGAGCUCGUAAUAGCUCAGAGCAGAGUAUAGGAGGCUUCUCUUCAUUACUUCUGCUUCUUUCUCCAAACCUACUUAAGUCAACUAUGCUUUUGUGGAUAGUUUUCUUUGGGAAUGCUUUCUCAUAUUAUGGACUAGUGUUGCUGACUACUGAGUUAAGUAAUGGACGCAAUGAAUGUUCCCAAUCUCAGUCAAAUUUGAAAAAAACUAGUGAAAUCAAUUAUGGAGAUGUUUUUGUCACUAGUUUUGCUGAAUUUCCUGGGCUCCUUAUAUCAGCUGCGAUUGUUGAUAAACUUGGUCGUAAGCUUUCGAUGUCAUCUAUGUUCUUCUUAUGUUGCAUUUUUCUGCUGCCGCUGGUUGUCCAUCAACCAGCAGGUUUGACGACAAGUCUUCUGUUCGGCGCUCGCAUAUGCAUCACAGCUACAUUCACUAUCAUCUAUAUAUAUGCUCCAGAGGUGUACCCAACCUCAAUCAGGACAACUGGUGUAGGAGUUGCGAGCGCGAUAGGGAGGAUUGGUGGGAUGAUAUGUCCUCUCGUGGCUGUUGCAUUAGUACAUGGAUGUCAUCAAGCUGCAUCCAUAAUUCUAUUUGAGAUUGUGAUCUUUGUCUCUGGAAUUUGCGUGGUGCUCUUUCCGUUUGAGACAAAGGGCCGUGAUUUGAGCGACACCAUAGCAAGCUCGAAAGAGAACAUCUAUUCAGCAUGAAGUUGUUGACAAGUGCCCCAGUUAUGUAUAAAAGAAAACAUGCUUUGCUAGU
Molecule: messenger RNA, 2064 nt
Organism: Rhodamnia argentea
Lineage: Eukaryota; Viridiplantae; Streptophyta; Magnoliopsida; Myrtales; Myrtaceae
Product: organic cation/carnitine transporter 7
Exons: 6
Coding region: 519-2012 (497 amino acids)
Biological process (GO): transmembrane transport
Cellular component (GO): membrane
Molecular function (GO): transmembrane transporter activity
Source: RefSeq, a predicted model, not a curated record